UCAUUAUUAGAUACACAGCUGUGCUGCAAGUGGUUUGGUUCGUUUUUCCGUCGUUCGCUGCCUGGAAAACACAUUUGGAUUUUCCAAGGUGCACAACGGCAGCAGGUUGCCGUCGAAAAACUCGAAGGCAAAAUCAAACGAAAAGUGUUUCAAGACAACAGCAAAACCCUGUCAAUCAACGGAAAAAGUUCCAUUUGACUAUUUCCCAAUUAACGCUUCUGUGCGGAGGCACCGAAAAUCAGGUUCGGGGAUAGAUAGCGAAGUGAAGGCGCAGUUCUGCAGAGGCGCUAAAAACAGUAUAUUUCCGGUUUUCAACGAAAUCUGAACAAACGAUAGAGCCACUGGAUGGGUAAUAGUCUUAUUGCGUGUGGAAAACCCAGUCAUCGUCGCGAGAGGCGCUUCUUGGAGAGGCUGAGCAACACCUACGCUCAGGCACAUAGGAAAAUAGAGUUCAGGAUGAUGCCGCUGCUGGGGCUGUCACGAAACAAGGGUUCGACGGAUUCGCCGCCACUCUCGCCGGAGAAGAAGGAUCGCAGGGCAGUGAGGAAGAAAAAAGUUCCCAUCGAUAUGCUGCCCAACGAGAUGUGGCUGGAGGUCAUGUCCUAUCUGACCUACAACGAUCUCAAGCAGCUGCGGAUGGUGUCCUGGCACUGUCGCGACCUGGUCAACCGUCGCAAAUUCAUGCUACAGGGCAAGGUGAUUGUGACCAGGCACAAUCUGGCAGCAAUCAGGGAGCAUGUGGAGAACGCACCUUCGAAACUGAGCUUCGAGCGGAUCGAGCUGCGGAACCUAAAGCAGUCCCCGCAGCUGGACGGCUUCUUGAAGCUGGUGGGGCCGGAGGUUAGGCAUCUACAGGUGAGCCAUGCGCCCGUCUUUCGCAACAUAAACGGAAAGAUGCCCAACCUGAAGGUGUUGACAAUUGCCGCGACCACCGUGCUUGACGAUAAUCUUGGGAUCAACCUAAAGCAGUUCAUCAACCUGGAGGCCUUCGAGUGUGACGGCGUCAGUCUGGACUCGGCGCUGAAGCUGAGCAUGCUGCUCCAGCUGAGAAAGCCUACAAAUAAGGUGCGCUUGCGGCACCUGCAGUUCGAGUUCACCCACGACAACGAGGACGUCCUGGUAGCUGUGCUCCGGGACCAUGCUAAGACGCUGGAGUACAUAGACAUAUUCUUCAGCUGCUCCCCCAGCGUCGAGACGCUGCCGUGGUGUCUAGCAUUCGAGGCCAUGAGCAACCUCGGCGUCCUGAAGCUGUCAGGCAACUGUCACCUCCUCCUUCUGGACUCCAUUCUUAGGGCGAUGCCGCAAGAGGCUCCGUUGCGGCAACUGGACCUCACCGGCAUGCUCUCUCUGACCAACGAACUGCUCCUGUAUGUGGCCUCCAAAUGGGAGUUUACUCUCAAAUCCCUGGACCUCAUGUUCUGCGUGCAGCUCAACUCUGCCUGCAUCAAUGCCCUGCGCCAGCUGACCGGUCAGCUGAAGUGCUUGACCAUGGCUUACUGCCGAGAGCUCACCGGCGUGGCCCUUCUCAAGGGGAUUGCCUCCAAGCCCAACUAUGUAAUCCAGGAGCUGCAUCUCGAGGAGGUCUGCUUCAUCGACGAGGAGUCCCUGUGUGAGCUGCUCGUGCGACUCUAUAACCUGCGUCGGCUCAGCCUGGACAACUGUCGGCAGGCGGUGACCGACCGCACCAUGUCCCUCAUCUGCAAGUACCAGACGGGUCUGCGUCAACUCAACAUCGAAUACUGCAUCAAGAUCACGGACAAAGGCUUUUUGGGCUGCCCAGACUUUCCAUACCCCAUCAGCCGGCUCCGGGGACUACGUGAGCUGAACAUACGCGGCUGCAAGAACUUGACGGAUCGCGUCCUGAAGGAGGCGCUGGUUCUGCCAGAGCUACGCAUCCUCUCGCUGGGCUAUUGCUCGCUGUUCUACGCCGAGGGCUUCGAGGCGCUGACCCACAACGCUCCGGCCAUCGAGACGCUGUGUAUUGCCAGCUGCAUGAAAGUCGAAGAUGACACCGUGAGGCACAUUAUGCGCAAUCUUAAGCGCUUGCGGAGCAUCAACAUAAGCAACUGCAUGCGACUCACACUGCAGUCCAUUCACCAUAUACUCAGGCAUGGGCACAACAUGGUGGAGCUGAUUGCCUGCUCCAUCGACGGCAUGGACCAGGAGCAGGCCCAGCGGCUCAUCGAGAAGCAGCGCCCACAAAUGAAGCAGGUGCUCCUAUAGCAGGAGAGGUACAUUCACUGACAGGACGUCAGGGUUCUCCCCUACAACUGGGGGAGACAGGGCUAUUACGGCAGCGACGAGGACGAGGAUGUUGAGGUCAUUGAAGUCGUAGUUUAAGGACAGAAAAGAACGGAACAGAAGGCCCAGUGAAAUAUGAUGAAGCAAAGCGUCCAUCGUAUAUACGUCUAUAAUCUAUAAAGAUAAUAAUCCGCUAUCACUGCACAAUCGUGUAGAACCCCUUGAAGGUGAAAUCUUAAAGUUUUAAUCCCCAUUGAUCGCUACCUUCAGAUCAGCCACAACACAAGCCAAAUAUCGUAGCAACGUACACACAACGCGUACCUCCAACAUGAACCCAUCUAUCCCAACAUUGCAAUGUUCAAUAAUCACAAACAAGGAUCGACCUGGUCUGAUUUCCCUUUACUGACCAAACACUUUCGGAUUGUGCAAUACUAAAAACAGAUAUACACUGUUUGAACAAGAUUAAGAAGACUCAAAUGUAAUCAAUAACAAGAUUUUAUCUACUCACAAUAUAUGUACUCUUAUUGUAUAACCCAUUAUACUGGUGGAUCUACAUGUUUAUUCGAGUUGUAGCACAAUUACUAUAUAUACUCGUGCUUUUGUGUCUAUACUACGAACUAUAGUCAAUGUAGGAAGUGGAAAGAAGGUCCAAUCACUUGAGGAAUCGCUAUCAUCGUUGGAUUCCAAUUCAUUUGAGGGUUUCGAGCUUGAUAUACGAAAGAGGCUGGUAGAAUAAGAAUUCAAAGAUAUUUAGUCAAGCACAAAAUAACCGCAUACAUACAUACGUAUAUAGAUAUAUCAACCCUUGAUUUUAAAUGAAAUUUUUCGCGAACAA
Drosophila miranda is the source of this 3076-nucleotide messenger RNA. RefSeq lists its product as uncharacterized. The transcript is spliced from 2 exons. NCBI's taxonomy places the organism in Eukaryota, Metazoa, Arthropoda, Insecta, Diptera, Drosophilidae. Gene Ontology annotation, molecular function: protein binding. Gene Ontology annotation, cellular component: SCF ubiquitin ligase complex. Gene Ontology annotation, biological process: SCF-dependent proteasomal ubiquitin-dependent protein catabolic process. The coding region runs from base 346 to 2223 and encodes 625 amino acids. The record is from RefSeq and is a predicted model, not a curated record.